AUGGCAUAUACACAAGCCGAGCUAACCGGCUACUUCGACCGUGUUAACCUACCUAACGACAUCCGCGAUGCCCUAUUAGCGGGUAGCAACCGCCUAGAGGCGCUAACCUGUCUUCUCCAUCACCAUCUGGCCGCUGUUCCCUUCGAAAAUACAGUUCUUCACUAUACCGCCGACCGCCUCCUAGUUCUUAGCCCGUCGUUAGUAUAUAAGAAGAUCGUUCGGCGCCGACAAGGCGGGACCUGUUUCCAGAUCACUCGCUUAUUCGGCGAAGUGUUGCUGGCCCUGGGGUUUGAACUGUACAUGAGCGGAGCACGGACGAACAGAUCGGCCAGCGUGGCAGCGCAAGACAAGAACCCUGGCCGCGGGAAAUUUGGAGAUUGGUAUUUCUUUCUCAUCAUGGGAAUAGAUGGGAAUGACUACCUCGUGGACGCAGGAUUCGGCCCGAAUGGCCCGGUUGGCCCUGUCCUGCUUCGAGAUGGACUCGAAUUUACUGACGGUGACGGGAAUCUCGGACGACGAGGCAGACUUGUUCAUGCCCCGAUUGACCAGGGUCGUGCCAGACAUCUCAAGUACUGGCGGCUGCAGUUCCUGUCUGGCAGCAGCCCAGAUUGGGUGGACGUAUAUGCCUUCACGGAGAGCGAGUGGCUUGAAAGUGAUUACCAAGCUGUAGAGCGUGCGGUUCGGGGUAACAAACGAGCUUGGUUUAUGUACCGAGUGAUUGCAUUUCAGAUCGUCCUGAAAAACAGGAGACCCGUCGGAUGGGUGAUGAUUUGGGAUGACGCUCUGAGUUGGUUCCAAGGAGGCAAAUUGUCACGGCGAAUAAGGUUCAGAUCUGAAGAGGAGAGGAUUAAUGCGCUAGAGAGUGUGUUCGGGAUUAAGCUGGAAAAUGAAGAGAGGAAAGAGAUUGUUGGGACAGUAGCAUUCCUAUGUGCGAAAGCAAAGAUUUAG
Aspergillus udagawae is the source of this 948-nucleotide messenger RNA. RefSeq names its product arylamine N-acetyltransferase family protein. The coding region runs from base 1 to 948 and encodes 315 amino acids. NCBI's taxonomy places the organism in Eukaryota, Fungi, Ascomycota, Eurotiomycetes, Eurotiales, Aspergillaceae. The record is from RefSeq and is a predicted model, not a curated record. The transcript has 2 exons. Gene Ontology annotation, molecular function: acetyltransferase activity.